Messenger RNA from Danaus chrysippus (African queen), 4128 nucleotides. The record is from the annotation of a GenBank genome assembly. NCBI's taxonomy places the organism in Eukaryota, Metazoa, Arthropoda, Insecta, Lepidoptera, Nymphalidae.
AUGCAGAACGAGUGGUUAGACAUAGGAGAUUUUUGCAUCCCAUUAGCAUUAAAAUGGCGCACUUUAAUUUAUGAUUGGUCGCCAGCAUUGCUAAAAUUCUAUCUCAAUGCGUUCCAGAUGACUCUCCCAGAUCAGAGUAAUUUAGUAAGAUGGGGUAAAAGUACCGAAAAAACUUGCUAUAUCUGUGGAAAGGCAGUUGGAACUGCUAAGCAUCUGCUGGUGGGAUGUAAGGUACUCCUUGACAGCGGUCAAUACUCGCGUCGUCACGAUAGGGUUCUAGAAGUCAUACGUGAAGCGGUUAGUCUUUCGGUAGCCAGAGCGCAAAAGGGAAUAACCACAAACGAACGAUCAGUAGGUUUUGUGAGAGAAGGCACUAGGGCUACAAAAUCAAACGUCAAGCCUUACUCCAUCCUUAAAGCGGCGUCGGAUUGGACUAUAAUGAUGGACACGUAUGAAAAACAAUAUAAAAUCCCCGAGGAUAUUUGUGCGUCGGCCUCCAGACCGGAUAUAUUUUUGUUUUCGCGAAUUUUAAAGCGCGUAGUGAUGAUAGAGCUUACGGUCCCUUGGGAAACCAACAUCCCCAAAGACCAUACCAUCAAGGUCAACAAAUAUUACGAGCUCACAAACGAACUCACUCGAAAUAGGUUCGUAGUAGAUUUGUACGCGGUAGAGGUGGGAGCGAGAGGUAUAACAGCGAAAUCUCUCUAUAACCUACUAAAGGACUUGGGCUUGUCCAGAACUCACAUUAAUGCUUUCUUGGAACGUACAUCGAAGGCAGCCCUAGUAGGUUCUUUUCAAAUUUGGUUAGGUAGGGAGAGGAGCUUGGACAGUGGAGCUAAAAGUCCGAAGAAGAAAAAUACCCCUGGGACAGUCCGAGAGGGGGGGCGGAAGAACUGUCCACCGGUCGAUUUUAACGGCGAAAACGGCGCGAAUACGGACUUGAAAUGCUCUACGUGCGGGAAAAACUACAAGAGACGAGCCUGGUAUAUUAAACAUCUAAAAACACAUAAUGGGGUUGAAGCACGACAAUCGUCGGUAAGAUCUACAACAUUCACUUCGGAUAGAGUUGACCCUCAUGUAUCCCAUGGUGAACCAUUAACUGGAAACCACCAGGAGUCCAUUAACAUCAGGACACGUCUUAGCAUUCCUAAUCUAAAACAAUCGACUUGGAAAGUUCAUGACGACAACUUAGCGGUCCUGUUAGAGCAUCCGGGCUCGAAGCAGGAAUUGAACUCGCAGGUAGAAACUUUCCAAAAUACCGUUUAUGACUACUUUAGCGAGCAAUAUCCACCACGUAAUCAUUAUGCUCGCAAAAAUAAAGACAAUUCGUUCAAAUUAAAAAUGCGGAAGAAAAAACGGGAAUUAAUAAAAAAUCUACGUAUAGCCAAAGCUCUAGGCGACAAUCACCUUAGUCAUCAACUAGCUAGGGCGUUAAGGUCAAUCCUUAAAUUAAUCCAAGGAAUAUCGGCGCAAACUGCAGAAUAUCGCGAUAAUUUUGACCGGGCAAAACAAGAAGUAGAUUUCGAUAAAAACCCUUUUGAGUAUUCGAAAACCAUUUUUAAGAAAGAACGCGGACAGCUUCUCUUGACCAACGAUCAAAUUUACGACCAUUUUAAGAGCACAUACGAAGUGCCUAAAAGUUUAAGACGGUAUAGGGAUCCAAACGAUCAAAAACCUGAAUUUCCUCGAAUCGAAUUCCACGGCAUUCCACCAACGCUAGAGGAACUAAGUAGUCAGAUCAAGAGGAAGUCGUCUAAAUCUGCACCGGGACCCGAUGGUAUCCCAUAUAUAGUCUUUAAAAAAUGUCCAUCGGUUCGUAAACACCUCCUAAAUAUAUACGGUAAAAUCUGGUCAGGGAAGCAAAUCCCGGAGUGCUUCGGGAAAGCAAUUUUUGUCCUCAUUCCCAAAAAAGAUCGAGUUACUGAUCCGAAAGAUACUAGACCGAUAGCUUUAACAAAUACUAUAUCGAAAAUCUUUUUCUCGGUUCUACAAACGAGAAUGACGCGAUUCAUGCUCAGCAACAACUAUUUUAAGCCAAAUCACCAGAAAGGGUUUUUACCCGGGAUUUCUGGAUGCUUAGAACACAACACCUUGCUGUCGGAGAGUUUAAAAGAUGCUAGAAAAAGCGAGCGGCAAAUCACUGUUUGUUGGAUAGACUUGGAGAACGCGUUCGGGUCGAUACAACACGAAUUGAUGCUAUUCGCGCUUAGAUGGUACAACUUUCCACCCCUAGUUAGAGAUAUGAUCGCGUCGUAUUACUCAAAAUUAAGGUUUUCUAUAAUAACUAAAGAAGGCCCUUCAAAAAGUUUGAGUUAUAAUGUAGGACUGUUUCAAGGUUGUUGUCUAUCUCCAAUUGCGUUUAAUAUCGUAAUUAACAUCUUAGUAGACAAACUAAUCCAUAACGAGAAAAAAUGGGGUUAUCGGUUUAAGUUUAAUACUAAAUACACGGAAUCCAUUUUAGCCUUCGCUGACGAUCUCGCAAUACUGACACGUAACCCCAAACACUGUCAGGUACUAUUGAAUGAAGUGGAUAAAUUCUGUGAGUGGACGGAUGGAUUGAGGACAAAACCCAGUAAAUGUCAUUGUCUGUGUCUUGGUAGGCGGAAUACAAGAUACACCUCAUACGAUCCGGGACUAUCGUUAGGCGGUCAAUGCAUUUCGACGGUUACGGAAAAUGCACCAUUCAAAUUUCUCGGUCGUAAGAUAGAUAAUAUAGGCCGUACUCCAUCUUUAGAAGGAAUAGUAGAUAGCUUUUUGAACGAUCUUAACAAGGUAGAUAGCAAACUGAUAAGUAACGUCAAAAAAGCGUGGAUCUACGAGAAUUACUUAACUUCACGUUUGAAUUGGCCUUUCCUCGUCUAUGAUUUUAAUAAAACCCUUUUGUCAAAGUUAGAUGCAGGCGUCAUAAAGAUGUUGAAGUUGUGGCUCGGGCUCGCUCUAACGGCUGAUUCAUCGGCGUUAUUUAGGGGAAGCAAUAGUUUUGGGAUGAGUCUAAAAAGGCCAUCGGAGCUCUAUAAACACCUAAGAGUUUCCAAGAGAUAUAUCCUGGGGAAAUCCCAUGAUGACAUAGUGACAUCGCUCCCAAAAGAUGAAGAUGCCCCCGAGCUAGAGUCACGACUUCAAUUCCAUAAGCAAUUUAUGAUAGGAGCGCAAAGUAACAGAGCGGGGUUAGGAUCAAAUAGGAAAGUCCAAGAUGCGGAUAUAUUGAAGUCUUUUAUUCGGCAAGACGAGAAUGAUAAAUAUAAGAUCCAUGCAAUGAAUUUAGAAAUGCAGAACGAGUGGUUAGACAUAGGAGAUUUUUGCAUCCCAUUAGCAUUAAAAUGGCGCACUUUAAUUUAUGAUUGGUCGCCAGCAUUGCUAAAAUUCUAUCUCAAUGCGUUCCAGAUGACUCUCCCAGAUCAGAGUAAUUUAGUAAGAUGGGGUAAAAGUACCGAAAAAACUUGCUAUAUCUGUGGAAAGGCAGUUGGAACUGCUAAGCAUCUGCUGGUGGGAUGUAAGGUACUCCUUGACAGCGGUCAAUACUCGCGUCGUCACGAUAGGGUUCUAGAAGUCAUACGUGAAGCGGUUAGUCUUUCGGUAGCCAGAGCGCAAAAGGGAAUAACCACAAACGAACGAUCAGUAGGUUUUGUGAGAGAAGGCACUAGGGCUACAAAAUCAAACGUCAAGCCUUACUCCAUCCUUAAAGCGGCGUCGGAUUGGACUAUAAUGAUGGACACGUAUGAAAAACAAUAUAAAAUCCCCGAGGAUAUUUGUGCGUCGGCCUCCAGACCGGAUAUAUUUUUGUUUUCGCGAAUUUUAAAGCGCGUAGUGAUGAUAGAGCUUACGGUCCCUUGGGAAACCAACAUCCCCAAAGACCAUACCAUCAAGGUCAACAAAUAUUACGAGCUCACAAACGAACUCACUCGAAAUAGGUUCGUAGUAGAUUUGUACGCGGUAGAGGUGGGAGCGAGAGGUAUAACAGCGAAAUCUCUCUAUAACCUACUAAAGGACUUGGGCUUGUCCAGAACUCACAUUAAUGCUUUCUUGGAACGUACAUCGAAGGCAGCCCUAGUAGGUUCUUUUCAAAUUUGGUUAGGUAGGGAGAGGAGCUUGGACAGUGGAGGUGAGCGUAUAACGCGCGUUAGUUAA